AUACAUUUACACCGACUUAACAGCCUAAAAACACCUACGUCCAUUAAAACACCGAGUCAAGAGAGAUCAAGCGCCAGUUUUAGAUCUACUACCGUCUUCUGCCCCACCGCGAUAGACCUACAAUCAUUCAAAAUGCCCUCUUCCACCGACAACGUUCCCCAGCCGCAACAAACAAUGGAGAUGGUGCCCCCACAGGACGCCAUCAUCUCCCAGCAGCCUGAACAUUGCGCGGCGGCUUCGUCGAGGAGUGCAGCUGCUGCUGCUGUUCAGAGGAGUGCGCUUGCUGCUAGAGAUCUUACCGCGCCAUGGGCCCGACGAGCUCGGCAGAGGUGAGAUGUGCGAAAUGAUUCCAAAGAGCUCGGUCAGGCUUGAGAGGGAGAGGCCGCUGGCCGAGAUGAGGUCUGCCUGAGUGCCCUCAGUAGUCAACUUCGUUCAUGCGGUUGAAUUGAAUCAGUUUCUUGUCAUGACAAGUCGAAGAUUGGCCGCCUUACGACCGGAUGUGAUGUCUUGUUUCUUGCUGCAACAACAUGAAGAGAAGCGUCGAAAGGAUGUAUAACCUUGAUCCGAGUGAUCCCUCAUCGCGUCAACUUCAGGCCGGCCCUACAGUUUGCCAUUGGGAAUUAGGUGUACACGUACUCGGUCUGAUUGUUGAGGAUACUUGCUGUGGUGACGACCAACCUGGCAUACGAAUCUCCACUUAGAAUCUACGUCUUGAUAC
Molecule: messenger RNA, 718 nt
Organism: Neurospora tetrasperma FGSC 2508
Lineage: Eukaryota; Fungi; Ascomycota; Sordariomycetes; Sordariales; Sordariaceae
Exons: 2
Coding region: 133-333 (66 amino acids)
Source: RefSeq, a predicted model, not a curated record